Molecule: messenger RNA, 967 nt
Organism: Papaver somniferum (opium poppy)
Lineage: Eukaryota; Viridiplantae; Streptophyta; Magnoliopsida; Ranunculales; Papaveraceae
Exons: 2
Coding region: 105-776 (223 amino acids)
Source: RefSeq, a predicted model, not a curated record
ACAAAUCUCAUCUCCUAGUAUCUCAACUUAGUUUCUAGCUAAGCCUGUUAUCCAUUUUCUCUAGAAAACAUAUUAUAAAGAAGAAGAAAGAAAGGAAGAGAGAAAUGAAAGACCAGAAGAAUAAUAUUGUCAACGGUGUAGCGUCGUCGAGCUCACCUUCAUCGUCCACCACCACAACAAAUAGAACAAACAAUCCAAUUGUAGUAAGAGCAGGAACAAUUAGGAAGAACAACGAUAGGAAUAACCUUCAACAAAUUCUUCAGAAUAAUCUUCUCCUUCAACGUAGAAUUAAAGAAUAUAUUCUCUUCUCCAAGCUCAAGUCCAUGGUGCCUCCUCCUCAAGCCUUUCAAGAACAGAUAUCGGUAAGGCAUGAAGAAGCAACAGAAGUGGAUAUGGAGCUUCGUGAGAUCCCAUCAGAUGAGAGGGAUUCUGACGAAGAAUCAAAGAGCGAUGAUGAAGACGAAGAUGAUUUAGGAAAUAUUUCUAUAGACUACGACAGUGAUUUCGAGAAAGAUGGAGAUGAUGUUAAAUCAUUUGUGCCAUCAAUCAAGAUAACUAUAAUAGAAGACUUGAUACUUAUCAACACAACCGUUCUUAAGAACGUUGCAUUAACUUCAUCUCUGUUCAGAAUUUUUGAAGAGGAAAACCUUGAUAUAGUGUUCGAGAAUCAAUAUAGAACUGAAUGCAAAGUUGCUCAUACCGUUCAAGUAAGAAUUCAACCAGAAUAUAACAUUCAAUUAUUGGAGAACAGACUCCGGACGUGGGCAGGAAUAUGAACUUAACUAUUCACCAUCAUGUGUAAAUGGCCCUUUAAUCCAUAAUUGCCAAAAUUCAAUUGGUUCGUUUAUAGAUUAGUUUAUACAGUAUUACUUAAAUUAGCUUUAAUCUUGUCAGUUCAGUUGUUUGAAAUAUGCCAAAUUAUUGUUUGUAGCUUGUUUGUAUUAUUUGACUGAUCAUGUGGCCAUAA